Messenger RNA from Maudiozyma barnettii, 2871 nucleotides. RefSeq names its product putative AAA family ATPase SAP1 (gene SAP1). NCBI's taxonomy places the organism in Eukaryota, Fungi, Ascomycota, Saccharomycetes, Saccharomycetales, Saccharomycetaceae. Gene Ontology annotation, molecular function: ATP binding; ATP hydrolysis activity. The transcript has a single exon. Bases 1 to 2871 code for a protein of 956 amino acids. The record is from RefSeq and is a predicted model, not a curated record.
AUGGACUCAUAUUCAAAUAGUAGUCAUAGCAUACUCACAAAGUUUACCAAACUGAGGAAGAAACCUCAACAACCAUUAACGGAUCUAACGGAUCUGUACAGCAAGAUUGCUAACGAAUCCAUAUUUUAUUUAAAACUCGAGAAUCAGAAACAAUAUAAGAGAGCAUUACAAGGUUGGAAAAUGCUCACUACAGACACAAUAUUCCAACUGACAAGGAUAGAACAUAGUAAUCGAAAUAGAGAGUCAUAUACGAAGGAUGAAUUAAGCAUCGAAACAGGUAUUAAAGAAUUAUAUCAUAAAGCAUUGGGAAAUAUGGAGAGAAUACAAGAAUACAUAAAUGAAUCAAAUAUAGAAAAUACGAAUAGUAAUAACAAUUCACAGAAAAAUGGAACAACAACAUCAUCAUCAUCUGUAUCAUCAAGACCUAUGACAGCAAGAACUAUGUCUGCUGGUUUCCCUAGAAUGACACUCCGAGAUCAUCAUUCUAGAAGUAAAGAACCACGCUUCCCUUUUGUUAAUUACAACUCAGCAACUGCAUCGUCUUAUGAUUCCAUCAACAAGACUCGGAAUAAUAUAGAGACUACUAAAGAGAAAGAGAGACGUAUCAAUUUUACAACGUCCAAAUCAUUAGAUCACUAUUCAAAAAAUGCCAGUGACACUGUAAAGAACGAGAGAUCGGAAUCUGACUUAGAAAGUGUGACAUCAUCUUUCAUAUCUAAUAAGUCAAAUGAAUCCAGAUUGAUACCUGCUGAAAAUAUAGAACAGAAUAUAAAGGAUGUUACCUCUCAAAGUGAUAUUUCUUUUGAAGCAGAACCAAUCUUGGCGACAAGUACAGAUCAACUUAGUGUCACAAAUAAUGAAACUGAUGGGGAUUCCGAAGGAGAAGCUGACUUUGAUGUAACUGACUAUUAUGAUGAUUACUUAGAAUUUGAAUCCACUGGCGAGGAAUCUAUGACUGAACUGAAUGGCUCAAACAACAUCCAAGAUAGAGUCUUACACACAAUCGAUAAUAACGAUUUACCAAAGUAUUCAAUCGAAGAAAGGAAAGAUGAAAUUAUAACCGAGGUUCCAUUAACGAAUUUACCAAAACUACCACCAAUGCCUCAUUAUGUACCUCCAAUUCCAGAGGCCCCCAUUUUAAUAAGUGACGAAAAAAUUAUAUCCAAACAAUCGAAUCUUAUCAAAAAGAAGAGCAAUGAAAAAGAAGUAAACGCUUCCAAAACAAAUCGUAGCUCAAAUUCAAAAAGGACCUCUAAACCAUCAACCCCUUUAAAACAGACAAAGUCAACACCGUCUUUACCAACCUCAAAACCACGCCAUUCACUCUCAUCCAAAACUUCCAUGCAAAAAAAUUUCAUGUCACCCUCAACACUCUCGUUAGGUUCAAGAACAUCUAAUGAAAACAGACAUACAGGUACGAGAGCAAUAAAAUCAGAACAAUUAGAAGCAUCGCAACAGGCAGCAAGGAUGGUGUUGAACCAUAAACCAAAGAAUAAUACAACAAGAAUGAAAGAGCUUUCGAGCAGCAAGUCAUCAUCAACAACAAAGUUAUCACCCAAAGUAUCUAAUUCGAAAUCCAAAACAAAGACUCAUACAGAUUCCUUAAUCAAGAGUAAGGCAAACAAACAAAGAACUAUCAAAAAGACUUCACCAAUAAAACAUACCCCUUCUAAAAAGCCAGCUUCAAAAUCAACUAAAAAAUCAAAAUCAUUAACACUGGAGUCCCAAAGUUUAAUUGAUACUGACCCUGAUAGGAGUAUGAGUAAUGACACUAGUAACAAGACCACUCCCAACAGCGAAGAAACAUCAAGAACAAACUCCGGUUUGCAUGGAGAUUCUGAUGACAAAAAAUCCUUAAAGGAAUCAUUAGAGGAACAAAUUAUUGACUCAAUCCCAGGUGUUGAUAAAACAGCUGCUAAACAGAUAUUUCAAGAGAUUGUUGUUCAAGGUGAUGAAGUGCAAUGGGACGAUAUUGCAGGUUUAAAUACUGCCAAAAAUUCUUUGAAAGAAGCUGUUGUUUACCCAUUUUUGAGACCAGAUUUAUUUAAAGGAUUAAGGGAACCAAUUACUGGGAUGCUUCUAUUUGGUCCACCAGGUACAGGUAAGACCAUGCUUGCAAGAGCCGUAGCACAUGAAUCUAAAUCAACUUUCUUUUCCAUUAGUGCGUCAAGUUUAACAUCUAAAUAUCUUGGUGAGAGUGAAAAAUUAGUUCGAGCAUUAUUUUCUGUAGCAAAGAAACUUGCACCUUCAAUUAUAUUUGUCGAUGAAAUUGACUCUAUACUAGGUAGCAGAAACAAUGAUGGUGAAAAUGAAAGUAGCAGAAGGAUUAAGAAUGAAUUCUUAAUUCAAUGGUCAUCACUCUCUAGUGCAGCUGCUGGUAACGAGAAAAAAAGUGAUGGAUCCAAUUCGAAUAAUAAAGAACAGAUACUUGGAAAUAUGAGCGAGGACAAUGAUACAAGAGUCUUGGUAUUAGCUGCCACAAAUCUGCCAUGGUCCAUUGAUGAAGCGGCAAGAAGAAGAUUUGUUAGAAGGCAAUAUAUUCCACUACCGGAAGAUGAAACACGUCUUGUACAAAUUAAAAGACUUUUAUCUCACCAAAAACAUACUUUAACGGAUAGCGAAUUUGAGGAAUUAAUGCAACUAACAGAUGGAUAUUCAGGUAGUGAUAUAACUUCAUUGGCCAAAGAUGCAGCCAUGGGACCUCUGAGGGAACUUGGUGAUCAACUUCUUUUCAUGGAUAGAGAAAACAUUAGACCUAUGGGCUUAAUUGAUUUUAAGAACAGUUUGGAGUAUAUUAAACCAUCUGUUUCUAAGGAAGGUUUGGAAAAAUACGAGGAAUGGGCUGCAAAAUUUGGUUCUUCAGGUAUAUAA